Racocetra fulgida is the source of this 656-nucleotide messenger RNA. The record is from the annotation of a GenBank genome assembly. NCBI's taxonomy places the organism in Eukaryota, Fungi, Glomeromycota, Glomeromycetes, Diversisporales, Gigasporaceae.
AUGGAUUUUUAUGUAAAGAUUGGUAAUAAUAAUUUUAAAAAAAGUGGCAUAACACUUGACCUUCCUUCUUCACGACUAAUAAAGCCUACUGAUAAGGAGUAUGAAGAAUACUUUGACUUUUUAGUUAAUGACUGGAUUAAUAUAAUUUUAAACCAUCCCAAUACCGAGUUACAACUAGUUGCUUCGUCUACAAUGAAACAAAAUCUUUUGAAAAAUAUCGUCCGUCUUCAGUUUGUUUCAUAUUCUAUACAUGGACACAUUUCUUUUGAUAGAAUGGUACCAUUUCCCGCCACACGUAUUUCUCCAAGUGUUAUGGAGUUUACUAAUGAAGAUAAUAAAGAUAAUUCCAAAAAAAUUGGUUUUGAGAACGGAUAUGGGUAUAUAGAAAAAGAUUGGGGUACUAAUUUUCCUCAGUCUUAUAUUUGGGCACAGACCAAUAAUUUCAUAAAUGAUAAAGGGUCUUCAUUAUUAGUAAGAAUUCCCUUGCGUGCUCCCGUGAAACAAUCCGGAAAAAUGACUUUAAGAGUUGAGGAAAGUUUGGAUGCUGAAAUGUCUGUAAAAUUAUGGCAUAAGCGACGAAGCCAUAAUGAGAUUGAAAAUGUUAUUUUUCAUGAUCAAUCUACCAAUGCGGGAUUGGAAGUCGUUGGUGAUAUCAU